Xiphias gladius (swordfish) is the source of this 2119-nucleotide messenger RNA. RefSeq names its product solute carrier family 35 member B1 (gene slc35b1). The record is from RefSeq and is a predicted model, not a curated record. Lineage: Eukaryota; Metazoa; Chordata; Actinopteri; Istiophoriformes; Xiphiidae. Gene Ontology annotation, biological process: UDP-galactose transmembrane transport. Gene Ontology annotation, molecular function: UDP-glucose transmembrane transporter activity; UDP-galactose transmembrane transporter activity. The transcript has 9 exons. Gene Ontology annotation, cellular component: Golgi membrane; endoplasmic reticulum membrane. The coding region runs from base 471 to 1463 and encodes 330 amino acids.
CACCACUGGGGUCCUUUCACAAAACCAAUUUUCCUGACGCGACUUCUUUUUUUCUCUAAAUUCAGAUCUCAUUUCUAAAGGAAAACAUGAACUGAAUUUACCUGAGAGUUCACCUGCACAGGUGGGAUUGGAUUGCUGUGGAUGUUACAGCUGUCACGAAGCAGCUAGUUGGACUGUCGGAGGCAGGAGAUACACUGGGACAAUACAAAAUAAACAAGAAUGACUUGAUAUCUCCAGACAAUUCAAGAUACCGGCAGCAAGCUUUGGGGAUUAACGCUAACAGUGCACAAUAGGGCUUAGUGAUAUUUAUCGGCAAAAUCUCCAGCUUCCACAAAAGCAACAGCUAACGUGAAAAGGCGAGCACCAUUUCCGGGCUCGUGACAUCGAUUAUAGUGGAGCGGGACGUCGGUGUGAGGGGUGCGGGGAGCGGAGCAGUGUCGCUUACAAUACCCGGGCUGGUGGACGACAGCAUGGCUGCAGGAAAGGGAGCAGGGAAACCCGCCUCGCUGUGGGACAAUAUGCGCAUACGGUUUAUCGUUUGCUUCCUCGGAGUCUUUGUGUGUUACUUUUAUUACGGAAUAUUACAAGAGACAAUCACUCGAGGUGACUAUGGUCAAGGAGACAAGAAGGAGAAGUUCAGAUUUGCCCGGACAUUGGUCUUCAUCCAGUGCAUCAUCAGUGCUUUGUUUGCUAAGAUCUUGAUCCAGUUUUUUGAGGGCUCAAAACCGGAUCACACCAAGAGCUGGCUCUAUGGACUGUGUUCCCUCUCUUACCUAGGAGCCAUGGUGUCCAGUAACUCUGCCCUCCAGUAUGUCAACUAUCCCACACAGGUGUUGGGAAAAUCCUGCAAGCCCAUACCAGUGAUGAUCCUUGGCGUUACAAUACUGAGGAAGAAGUACCCACUGGCUAAGUACCUGUGUGUGCUGCUGAUUGUGAGUGGCGUGGCUCUGUUCCUCUACAAACCCAACAAGAGCUCAGCCGUUGCAGAUGACCAUGUUUUUGGCUUUGGAGAGAUUCUGCUGCUGGUCUCUCUGACAUUGGACGGGUUGACUGGUGUGGCCCAAGACCACAUGAGGGCCCGGUUCCAGACGACUGCCAACCACAUGAUGCUGAACAUCAACAUGUGGUCCACUCUGGUGCUGGGAGUAGCUGUGUUGUGGACAGGAGAGGUAUGGGAGUUCCUGAGUUUUACCGAGCGCCACCCCAGCAUCCUCUACAAUAUUCUUCUGUUUGGACUGACCAGUGCUUUAGGCCAGACCUUCAUCUUUAUGACGGUGGUGUACUUUGGGCCUCUGACCUGCUCCAUCGUCACCACCACGAGGAAGUUCUUCACAAUCCUUGGCUCUGUUAUUCUGUUUGGCAACGUCAUGAGUAUGAUGCAGUGGGUUGGCACCAUCCUAGUUUUCCUAGGUCUCGGAUUGGAUGCUAAAUUUGGCAAGGCCCCCAAGAAGACGACACACUAAAACACCUGGAGCACAGAGAAAGACAGAAACACUGCAGAACAAAUGCAAACACUCUAUAGCCAGUAUCUUAUUUUCAUAAGACAUCCUGUACAGGCAUAUUGUAUGUGCCUAUGAAGUGUUCAAGUACAGUCGGAUUUUUAACUUAACUGUAUUUAAAAGAAAGUUGUCGUAGUUUUCAGAUCCAGCUUCUGUUGUGUACUGUUGAUAUACUGAACGUUUUACUAGGGAUCAAGUUCUGAGUGAACUGUGAUGAGCCAUUGACGUCUUUUUUGACCACAGGCUACUGCAGUUUUGUGGAGGAAUUUGAACCGACUGAAAGUCACAGGUGGAAAAUACUAUAUUGAAACAAAUCUUUACUGUUUCUGAAACCAGCUCACCUCCCUCGGAUGGAAGUUGAACCAAACAAAGCCUAAGAAACACAUUUGAGCAAUUAACUCUUGAACUUACCACCAAAUAAGGCUUAGUUUAAAAAUUCUUGCUUGAAUAUGUGUUAUUAUCACAGAUGUAGUUUAUUUCUUGGCAAAUAAUUAGCCAAGUAUUAUGCCAUUUAUAAAAUUGUAAACGAUUGUACCCUGUUUUAUUAUGUCCAAUCUUACUAUUGAAUUGUUAUUACUUUUAUUUUGAAAAUAACUUGCCAUAAAAGGGAAAUUGUAAUA